Molecule: messenger RNA, 756 nt
Organism: Schistocerca cancellata (South American locust)
Lineage: Eukaryota; Metazoa; Arthropoda; Insecta; Orthoptera; Acrididae
Exons: 6
Coding region: 1-756 (251 amino acids)
Cellular component (GO): membrane
Molecular function (GO): glutamate-gated receptor activity
Source: RefSeq, a predicted model, not a curated record
AUGACGCCUGCCUCGGCGGCUGCGCAGCUGGUGGUGCUGGUGGCUGCCAGCAUGCAGUUCCAGUGCGCUCAGCUGCUGACGCUCGACCAGGCUGCGGCUGCAGUUGGCGGCCGUGUCGGGAUCACCGUCCUCUCCAGCUCUCACUCAGAUGCAGUGACACUGUCUAAAGCAAUGAUGAGGGAUCGGCGUCUGUGGGUGACGGCAGCCGCUCACACCAGUAUUUGCUGCGUAGCCAGGAUAAUAGUAGCCCCGCAUUACAACAGCACUUGGAACGGCUUUCAUGAGGUGAUCCGGCGAGAACGCUGGGAGCCGCAGCUGCCGGUAGCAAGCAUCAGCUCCUCAACCCAGAUGACAUGGCGCACAGGAGAGGUCAACAAGAACCUGACUGGCGUCCAUUUAAGAGCCAUCGUUGUGGUAACCAGCACUCAAACAGACAAUCUACAUGAAAGACUUGUCAGCGAAAAAGAGAAACAUCUAGACCCACUUGCGAGAUUUAACUACGCUCUUUUCUUGCACCUGAGAGAGGUGUACAACUUCACGUUCAGCGUCCAAGCAACACGGUCUUGGGGAUACAAGACGAAAGCAGGGCGAUUUGAUGGUAUGAUGGGAGUGAUACAGCGAAAUGAGGCCGACAUUGGAGCCUCCUCUGCACUUAUCAAAAAAGAGAGACUCGAAAUUGUGGAUUAUGCUGGCCACACUUGGAAAUUUUGGAGUGUAUUUUGUCUUGCUAACAUAUGUAGUGAGAAGGCGAGCUAG